Triticum urartu is the source of this 1676-nucleotide messenger RNA. The record is from RefSeq and is a predicted model, not a curated record. Lineage: Eukaryota; Viridiplantae; Streptophyta; Magnoliopsida; Poales; Poaceae.
AUCUUCCUCUCAGCCUACUUAUGGCUUGCGUUCUCGUCCUCGUCCGCCUGUUGAUCGCUUUGGAUUUCCCACCGCUGGUGCUGCUGUUCUUGAGCCGACUUCUUACCGUCAGGCUGUUGUUCAUCCUGAAUGGCAGUUUGCGAUGGCAGAGGAGAUUGCUGCUCUUGAACGCACUGGUACUUGGGAUCUUUUUUCUCUUCCUCCCGAAGUCCGUCCGAUCACUUGUAAGUGGGUCUACAAGGUUAAGACUCGCUCCGAUGGUUCUCUUGAGCGUCACAAAGCUCGUCUUGUGGCUCGUGGUUUUCAGCAGGAGCAUGGUCGUGAUUAUGACGAGACUUUUGCUCCUGUGGCUCAUAUGACCACUGUUCGUACCCUUCUUGCCGUUGCCUCUGCACGCCACUGGUCUAUAUCUCAGCUUGAUGUUAAGAAUGCCUUUCUUAAUGGUGAGCUGCGUGAGGAGGUGUACAUGCAGCCACCACCUGGGUAUUCUGUUCCUGAUGGCAUGGUAUGUCGUCUUCGUCGCUCUCUUUAUGGCCUUAAGCAAGCCCCCCGCGCCUGGUUUGAGCGCUUUGCCUCUGUGAUCACUGCUGCUGGUUUUUUAGCAAGUGCUCAUGAUCCCGCAUUGUUUAUUCACCUUUCUCCUCAUGGUCGGACUCUUCUUCUUCUUUAUGUUGAUGACAUGAUCAUCACGGGGGAUGACCCCGAGUAUAUUGCCUUUGUAAAGGCCCGUCUUAGUGAGCAGUUUCUUAUGUCUGAUCUUGGACCUCUUCGCUAUUUUCUUGGGAUUGAAGUCUCUUCUACCUCUGAUGGCUUUUUUAUAUCCCAGGAAAAGUAUAUCCAGGAUCUUCUUGCUCGUGCUGCUCUUACUGACGAGCGCGUUGUUGAGACUCCUAUGGAGCUCAAUGUUCACCUCCGUGCUACUGAUGGUGAUCCUCUCCCUGAUCCGACGCGUUAUCGUCAUCUUGUUGGCAGUCUUGUCUAUCUCGCUGUCACUCGUCCGGACAUCUCUUAUCCGGUUCAUAUUCUGAGUCAGCUUGUCUCUGCCCCCACCUCGGUUCACUAUAGUCAUCUCCUUCGUGUUCUUCGAUAUCUUCGAGGCACGAUCUCUCACCGUCUAUUCUUUCCUCGCUCCAGUUCUUUACAGCUCCAGGCCUAUUCGGAUGCUACGUGGGCUAGUGAUCCUUCCGAUCGCCGUUCACUUUCUGCUUACUGUGUUUUUCUUGGUGGUUCUCUCAUUGCCUGGAAGACGAAGAAACAACUUGCAGUUUCCCGUUCGAGUGCCGAGGCUGAGUUGCGAGCAAUGGCUCUUUUGACGACAGAGGUGACUUGGUUACGGUGGUUACUUCAGGAUUUUGGUGUUUCUGUCACUACACCGACUCUGCUUCUAUCUGACAGUACAGGAUCAGGUUAUUGCUCUUCAGUAUGUGCCUUCCGAGUUACAGUUGGCGGAUUUCCUGACAAAGGCUCAGACUAGAGCACAACAUGGCUUUUAUCUCUCCAAACUCAGUGUUCAUCCACCAUGAGUUUGAGGGGGGGUGUUAGAGUUAUAAUAUAAGUCAUGUACCCCUUUGUAUUUAUCUCGUUGUAUGAGGGGUUUCCUGCAUAUGUUCCACACCUGUACAUGUAUAUAUAUAUCGGCCUAUGGCCUCAUGGGAAUACAAGUUGCUUAUUCCUAA